Peronospora farinosa is the source of this 1317-nucleotide messenger RNA. The record is from the annotation of a GenBank genome assembly. Lineage: Eukaryota; Oomycota; Peronosporomycetes; Peronosporales; Peronosporaceae.
AUGAGCUCCCGGACGGAAGUGGUGCUAGCGCGCGAGGCUGAAUACCGUGUAGAGGUUCCACCACAAACAGAAGUGAGUGUGCGAUUAAAGAGCGGAUCUGCAGAGCUUUUUGGUGUCGAGCUAGCCAUUGAUCACGAGUACGUCUUUCGUGAUCGCAAAGUGGCAAUUUUUACAUGGUACGGAUGUACAUUGGAAGUAAAUGGAGCUCCUGAAGUGGCUUAUACGUCAGAAGAGACGCCUAUGGACAGUUAUCUUAACAUUCACUCACAGCUUCAGCGGUGCAGAGAACUGGCUAAGGCGAAACACGCCGCUGGUCCGCGUGUGCUUGUGUGUGGCCCCGUAGACAGUGGCAAGUCGACGCUUACGCAAAUCCUCGUCAAUUACGCGCUACGUCUGGGCGAAAAACCGACGCUUGUUGAACUGGACGUGGGUCACGGCUGUCUUAGUGUCCCAGGAACGCUCUCGGCUUCGCCAUUGGACAUGAACUCGCUCAGUGUCGAAGAAGACUUUGUCCUUACGAAUCCAUUGGCCUAUUUCUAUGGUCAUGCCAUGUCGUCUGAUAACGUCGAGCUUUUCCGCUACCAGCAGCAGCAGCUGGCAAAGACAGUCAAGAGACGACUUGAAAAUGAUGCACAAGUGAAUGCGUCUGGGUGUGUGAUUAACACGUGCGGCUGGGUGGACGGUGCAGGUUUCGAUCUCUUGGUUCAUGCCAUCAAGGACUUUGAAGUAGACGUGGUACUGGUCAUUGGUCAGGACAGACUAUACAGUCGCUUGCAAAGCACACUGACGGGAGUGCACGCAAACGGAGUAGACAGAUCAAUUGUAAAGCUGUCACGAUCAGAUGGAGUUGUCCCGCGUAAUAGCAAACUGCGUUCUGCUUUGCGCAUCAGCUGCAUCCGGGAAUACUUUUACGGCGCGCACUCGCUGAGUGUAGCGAUCCCCACACUUUCACCCUGCAUCAACGAGUUUUCAUUCGAUGACGUUUCAUUUUUCGCGAUCAAAGACAUGAAGGUGUCCGAUGUGAUGCUUCCAGUAGGCCAAGUGGAGACUCAGACCGACCGAUUGCGUGCAGUGCCUGUCGAGAAGACAGCUGACCUGGGGCACUCGUUGGCAGCUGUGGCACACCCGCCACACGGCCAAGGCGCGUCCUCUUCGUCGUCAUCAGAUAUGUCGUGGCUUCUCGGUGCCCCCGCAGUAGGCUUCGUUUUCAUUAAGGAGGUUCGUGUGGCAGAGCAGAAAGUGGUGCUGCUUGUUCCCUCACCAGGCCCGUUGCCAUCGCGCAAUCUCUUGGUGGGCUCAAUUAAAUGGAUGGAGUAG